Molecule: messenger RNA, 1260 nt
Organism: Cyclospora cayetanensis
Lineage: Eukaryota; Apicomplexa; Conoidasida; Eucoccidiorida; Eimeriidae
Product: aminoacyl tRNA synthase complex-interacting multifunctional protein 1
Exons: 10
Coding region: 1-1260 (419 amino acids)
Molecular function (GO): tRNA binding
Source: RefSeq, a predicted model, not a curated record
AUGGAACUCGCUUACGCUGUAGGCACUCCCGACGGGGCGGCAUGUGCACUCGUAGCUUCGUACGCCUUCCCUCCCGGUGUUGUUACCAUCCAGGCGCUUGGACGAAAUGCUGCCAAAUCCGCUGGCCAGGUACCGCGGCUGCUUACACCGGACGGCAAAUUCGACAAUCCGCUGACCAUUAUCCAGUACUUGUGUACUAAAUCCGAUUUCCGUGAGAUCCUUCUGGGCCCAGAGAAGAGCCCUGCUGACCAAGCAAGGAUCAACCAGUGGCUUUCAUUUUUUGCGUCCAAAGGCUUUCACGUUUCGAGUGACAGCGACUUGAACGAACUCAACUCCGCUCUUCAGUUCAAUACCUUCCUUUGCGGAAAUACCCUCACUGCCGCAGACCUCCUAGGCAUGGCAUCCGUCUCGGAAACCAUUAGGAAAGCGUCCGCCAAGGAAUGUCAGGCCCUGAAGAACGUCAUGCGAUGGUUCGAUCACAUGCAAAACCUCCCAGGCAUAAAGGAGCAGCGCCUGCAAGAUUUCCAGGCAAUUGAUUUGCCGAAAACAACCACGAGCGAUAUCAUGCAGGCAGCUGAAGAAGUGCGAAGGAGUCACAAGGACAGCUCCCUCGGAAGGCAGCAGCGGAAACAGCACCAAGAGGGGAAACUCGCACCAGAAAAACGAGCAGACGCAGUGGAGAAGCCUGCGGCGGCAGGACUGGGCAAGCGGGAAAAGUGCAAGACUCCGCAGGCACCUAAGGCUGAGGAGAGGCCAAUAGAUGACCCCAUGAGACUCGACUUGAGAGUAGGGCUUGUCAAGAAGGUUUGGAGGCAUCCAGAGGCAGACAAGUUGUACUGUGAGGAGAUAGACUUUGGGCCUUUAGGCGUUCGCCAGAUCGCGUCUGGUCUUGCCCCAUUUAUUCCCCAGGAGAAAUUCGAGGGGCAGAAAGUGGUGGUGCUUUUUAAUCUCAAGGCGAAAGCUCUGCGUGGAUUCAGCUCUCAUGGAAUGGUUAUGUGCGCUAACAACGAGGACAAGAGUGCUGUGGAGCUGCUGCAACCUCCAGAGGACGCUCCUCUUGGAGAACGUGUCACUGUCCAGGGGAUGCUCGGGGAGCCUGACGAAGUCUUGAGCGCAAAGAAAGGAAAGGACCCGCUAGUCGCUGUAUCUCCAUUCCUAAAGACGAAGGACGACUGUGUUGCGUAUUUCAAGGAUAUCGCUCUCGUCACACCGCAGGGCCCUGUACGUUGCAACAGCAUAAAGGGAGGCUUCAUAUCCUAG